This is a messenger RNA of Zingiber officinale, 2275 nucleotides long. Its product is annotated as protein RALF-like 33. Bases 88 to 429 code for a protein of 113 amino acids. NCBI's taxonomy places the organism in Eukaryota, Viridiplantae, Streptophyta, Magnoliopsida, Zingiberales, Zingiberaceae. The record is from RefSeq and is a predicted model, not a curated record. The transcript has a single exon.
AAGUUGAAUGUCAGAAAGCACGGGCGCCCCGCUUUCUGUUUUCUUGUCCCUGGAGAGAGGGAGGGAGGCAUCACCCCACAGCACCAAAUGGCCAAGCUACGGCCGACCGCCCUCACCUUUCUCCUCGUCGCUACCGCCCUCCUCUUCCAUGCCUCUGCCGGUGGGGUUCCUCUCGGCUGGAUCCCCUCCUCCUCCCACUCGGACUGCCGCGGUUCCCUCGCCGAGUGCCUCGUCGGCGACGAGUUCGACCUCGGUUCCGAGGUGAGUCGCCGCAUCCUUGCCACCUCCGGAUACAUCAGCUACAGCGCCCUGAGGCGCGACACCACACCUUGCUCCCGCCGCGGCGUCUCCUACUACAACUGCCGGCCCGGCGCCCAGGCCAAUCCCUACUACCGCAGCUGCUCCACCAUCUCCCACUGCCGGGGAUGAAGACGAAUCCCCCCAGAUAUCUUCUCCUCCCUAAAAAAACCGCGAUUUUGUUGAAGAAAACUGACUCGUUGGGUAUGUAUUUGUCCUCUAUGUUCGAACUUUAGUUUAUUUGUUUUCACUUAUGCUUUUGUUGCAAUGCAAACUGGGAUUUUAUGUUUAUAUGUGAUUAACCAUGUAAAAACAUUUUAUUUGUUAAUCCCACUUGCCUUUUCUUGUGUGAACUCCUCCCCCCUAAAAAUCUAACCAAAAAAAAAAAAACUAAUAGACAAUCUGUUCUUAUAUAUUGUUGCCUCAACUAGAAAUUUUGAUUAGUGGUUCAUGGAUCUCAUGCUGCUUUAGAUUUAGAGUUCAUUAGUUAUGUUUUUUUUGUGUGUGGUUAAGGGAAUUGAUGAAAAUUAUUGAACUAAGGAGAUGAUUUCAAUGGCAACUAGCCAAUUCUAGUCAGAAGAGAUAAAUGAAAAAGAGUGGAAGGAGUCAGAGGCUAAGCAAGAAUGAAGAAAACCUUAGCCAAUAUGUAAUAGAAAUAAUGUAAUCGAUUUGAAUAUUACUAGUCUUGGAUAGACAUCAAUAGGUGAAUAAGAUUUAUGUAGCCAAUCCAAUAGUUGAGGGAGAUAUGAUGUAUUAAUGUUGGUAUUUCCCUUCUUUAGUUUGUGAAAUGUGGAGACAAAUAUAACUAAACAUAUGACAAAUCAAAGAGUAUGGACAAGAUUUCUUGGUGCCACUAGAAACCAGAAGGAAAUUUAUGAAGAACGAGAAGUAAAUAAAAUCAAGGGGCCAGAAAAUUAAUUAAUAUCUUGUAGCAUCUUUAAUAGAGUGGGAACUGUUGCAAUUUAAUAAGAGCGGAAAGAAAAAAAGACAAGAAGGAAAGUGACCAUGGCAUUUUAAAGAUUACUUGCAAAAGAUAUUGUUGAAGUACUUAUAUUGUGCAUCAACCAUAGCAGUGUGAGAAAAGAUGAAAUUUAAUUGGAAACUUGGUCAUUGCACACUGCAAACACAGUGUGCACUUAGGUGAUAUAUAUUAUAGAUGAAUUGUGUUUUACAGCUAGUGAAAGUUGUAAGCUACACAUGAAGGAUUGGAAAGAUCGGGUAGAAGGAGGGUGAAUAGAUGAUUCAUCAAAUUCUUACAAAAGUUACAACUCAAUUAAAAGUUAGAACUUGACUAAUGUAAUCAGAAUAUAAAAUGAAUUGCAAUAGAAGAUAAAUAAUUAAAUAUUUUCAAUGAUAAAACUUGUAAUUAAAUUGCAUUGUCAAAAUAGGGAUUUAAAUUAUGACGUAAAAUUUUAAUUUAAAUUGCUACGAGAAAACUAUAAUUUAAUUCCGACAAUAAAACUGGAAUUGCAAUUCAGUGAGAAAACAAUGUAAUUGCAACGAGAAAACUUAAUUUAAUUGCAAUGUCAAUUCUAAAUUUAAUGUGCAACAAGAAAAAUCAAGAUAAAAAAGAAACAACAACACAAUUUCUAAUGUGGUUUGGAGACAUCUCUUACUUGCUAGUGUCGCUCUGAUGUGAUACUUUUUCAAUGAGAAAUCUCACUAUCAAUGAAGCCAGAAUGCUCUUUACAAUUUUAUGAAUACAAGCCUUAUAAGUCUCAAAUCUAAUCUAAAGGGAUAACGAUCUUUAGAUCAAAACUUUGACAAUCUCUUUCUUUAUAAUGUUGUGGAAUAUGAGUUUAAAAUGGAAAUCUCAUCUUAGAGAUUAUAUAUAUAAUGCACGAAGGAGAAGAGUAGUAGUUAAGAAAAGUUUGGUGUACGUAUAGAUGACGGGCAAAACUUGCCAAGAGUAAUGCUCAAUAGGGUUGUAAACAAGCCGAGCUUUGGGGUGUUCAAGCUUGUUUGAUAAGGUAACCAA